AUGAUUGUCACUUUAGCACUCCGAGUUCUCCAACUUCUCUUCGGCGCCGUUGUUCUUGCGCUCUCUAUUGUCUUGAUCAAGGGAUAUGGCCCGGCGAUGGCGGGAGCAACCUUAGGGAAGGCACCUGAGGAGCCCCUGAUGGAUUAUGGCGCAUUCUGUGGCGCCGCCGGGAUAUUGAUCGCUGCCAUCGGCAUAGCGGCCACAUUCUUCGAGAAGCUCCAAGGGAUAGUGAUGUUGGCCUUGGAUGGGCUUGCGAGCUUUUUCCUUUUUGCUGGCGCAGUUGCGUAUGCUGCAAAAGUUGGUGCCGGAAGCUGCACAGAUGAGACAUACAAAGGUUAUUUAGUGAAGCAUUUUGAUCUCUUCCGGCCAUCCAUAUACAAGGAGUAUCAUACUACCGAUGUCGAUAAACGGGCCGGUCUCAUCGAAGAUGAUAUCCACGGCCGAUGCCGCGAGUUCCAGGCAAAUACCGCAUUUAUUUGGUUCAUGUUUGCAUGUUUUGUUGGAACUUUCGCCCUCGGCUUCCUCGCGAAGUCCGGAAGGCGAGGCGGAGCAAUGGUUUAA
Messenger RNA from Venustampulla echinocandica, 561 nucleotides. RefSeq lists its product as uncharacterized. Gene Ontology annotation, cellular component: plasma membrane; eisosome. The record is from RefSeq and is a predicted model, not a curated record. The transcript has 3 exons. The coding region runs from base 1 to 561 and encodes 186 amino acids. Gene Ontology annotation, biological process: protein localization to plasma membrane; eisosome assembly. Lineage: Eukaryota; Fungi; Ascomycota; Leotiomycetes; Helotiales; Pleuroascaceae.